UGCAGCAUCAAAAGCAAGUUGCCAAUUGAUAACAGUUGCACAUUCAUGAUGGAGAUCAGCGAUGAUGGCAUCAGGCGUACUGGUGAUAUCGUCAGCCAUAACGAGACACAGGUUGGCAGUCAUCCAAGCAACAGUGAAAACAGCUGUGAAUGCAGCAGCACAAACAAAGGCAGCUACCAUGAAAACAAGAGUUGUGUGAAAUGCAGAAAAAGCGGCAAGGUGUCGGUUAAAAACAACGGGAAAAAUGAGCAGAAGUUAUUGGCAAAUUGGAUCGGUCGUCAGUUGUUUUAUUGCUAAUUUUUUCGCUGGUGGCCUUCCAAAUUCGUAUGGAGUAAUGUACACAUACAUGAAGGAACCUCUUGGCACCACCGAGUGGGAACUGUCAUGGAUAGGAUCUCUCAUGGGUGGAUGUAUCGGGUUUGCCUCAAUCCUAGGAACAGUAUGUGUUGAUUGUCUCGGGUGUCGUCUCAGUACUUUAUUUGGAGGUGUAUUGGUUGGAAUUGGUUACAUCAUUGGAAGUCAGAUGGACAGCCUGUACAUCUUAUACCUCACCCUCGGAGUUCUUCCAGGGACUGGUGUGUGUAUCGCCUUUACUGCUAGCAUGGUGCACGUCAGCAAACAGUUUUCAAAAUGGCGGCCAUUAGCUGUUGGGGCGUCAGUAUCAGGGAUUGCUGUAGGGAUGUUGGUUUGGCCACCAUUGUCUUCUGCUGUUGCCGACAAUAUGGGAUGGAGGGGUACAUUUCUUAUUAAUGGUGCACUGACGCUGCAUUUCAUACCCGGCGCUCUUUUGAUCACUCCAGCAAACAAUACAGGGCCCUCAAACGAUACCACACUUUCCCUACGACAGGCGGUGGGUAGCUGUCUACAAAUGUUCAAGAUUUCAGGGGCAAUACAUAUUUCCUUCGUUUACAUCUUCCUGGGCUUUAGCUACUACACCUUCUCCAGUUCCCUGCCUGACUAUCUAACCAGCACAUUGUCAACAUUGACAUCAUCCGAUGCUGCUCUGAUACUUUCAACGUCUGGCUAUGGCGGCAUGGUCAGUCGUAUCGUGUCCACUGGGAUAUCAAUGGAGGCUGGACGGGAGUUUAUACACUUGUGUUAGUCCAGCUGUUUGGUCUUCAUAAUUUGUCGAAAUCACUUGGCAUAAAUAUGGUGUUUCUAGGCCUUGGAACAUUCAUUGGUGCACCUUUCCAAAGUUAUUUGGCAAGAAAGCACCGUUCUACUGCGCAGGGACUUCGUUUUUCUUCACAGUGAUGCUCAUGAUGCCGGUGGUUAUUAAACUUCAGAUUUCUUCUCCAGCGAAGCGUCACGUGGAGGGUGUUCACAAUGACGGCUUCAGUUAGGACAGCGACCCAGAUACCACGGCUUGAUCUAAAAGAAGCAUACACUGAAUGUGGUCAUUUCAUGAACAUACUGGUUUCCGUCAACGGGCGCCAUUUUGAUUAAACAAAACACAGUACCAUCA
Molecule: messenger RNA, 1465 nt
Organism: Haliotis rubra (blacklip abalone)
Lineage: Eukaryota; Metazoa; Mollusca; Gastropoda; Lepetellida; Haliotidae
Product: monocarboxylate transporter 6-like
Exons: 6
Coding region: 245-1102 (285 amino acids)
Biological process (GO): transmembrane transport
Molecular function (GO): monocarboxylic acid transmembrane transporter activity
Source: RefSeq, a predicted model, not a curated record